AUGGCGACGCACCUGCACCUCACUCACUCUCACUUCUUCCUCCCUUCUUACAAACUCCUCUUAACCGCCGCUCCAGAACCUCGCCUUUGUCAAUUCGGCGUUCGUCACCGCCGCUGCCUCCUCGUCACAGAUUGUGCUUCGUCACCGCAUGAAAUAAGAUUUGCAAUUUGUUGCUUCAUUUUCAAUUGCAUGUAUCUCUGUAUGUAUUUGUUCGUGCUGAUUUGUUUACCUAAUUCGAGGUUCAUUAAACGAAUUUUGUGCUUUAGAGUUGCCAGUAGGAAACCGGCGAGGACCAAUGCAUAUCUCUGCAACGAUUUAAGGGAAUUUAUGUCCGAUGUUGGGUUUCCUGACGGACAUGUUCCUUCUUUGAAGGAGCUUUCGCACCAUGGCAGGCAAGAUCUUGCGAACCUUGUGAGAAGAAGAGGAUACAAACUUAUUAAAGAGCUUCUUGCAGCCUCACAAGAGGUCAAAGUCAAUGAUUUUAAUGUAGAUGAGAGCUUGACUGAUAAUCAGGAAAAUACCAAUACUGAAGAAGAUGAAUCAACAGAUUUAGAUGAGAAUGGAACAAAGUUGGCUGAAGCUGUGUUGUUGUCGAAUGAAGAGACUUCCACUAAACCAUGA
This is a messenger RNA of Lactuca virosa, 621 nucleotides long. The record is from the annotation of a GenBank genome assembly. NCBI's taxonomy places the organism in Eukaryota, Viridiplantae, Streptophyta, Magnoliopsida, Asterales, Asteraceae.